AUGGUCAUCGAACCCAUAAUAACUUACGGGGCCUCUGUUUGGGGCCACGCGGCCACCAAAAAGUACAACAAAAAGCUACUUGCAAAAACACAACGUGGGUUUGCGUUGAGAGCUACCAGGGCUUUUAAAAACGUAUCAACUUACGCGGCCGUCGCUCUCGCGGGAUUCGUUCCCUUAGACCUUAAGGUCCUUGAGUCCCGCGAGAUCGAAGGGGCGCGCAUCAAAGGGUUAAGUAAGCAUAUACCAGAUGUUCAGUCAUAUUAUGUUACAAGAAAAAACCUAAGAGCAAAAGAGGGCGGAAUCCAAGUUGAAAGAAUUAAGAAGGCUAAAGAUGGAAAAGUCGUGGUAGGGUGCAAAACAGAGCGUUAA
Messenger RNA from Pieris macdunnoughi, 369 nucleotides. Lineage: Eukaryota; Metazoa; Arthropoda; Insecta; Lepidoptera; Pieridae. The record is from the annotation of a GenBank genome assembly.